AAAAUUGAUCGCUUUAAGAGCGGCAGAGAGUUUGAACUUGAGAAAAUAGGAUAGUCUAAAACUAGGGGAAUAUAAAAUCUAGUUAGUCUACUUUGCACAGAAAAGUAUAGCCGACUAACUGAAAAUAUCACCUGGAAAACCUAUUCAAUCGAGAUUUCCACCAAUGAAUGACUAACAGUGGCAUGUGUUUUACUAAUUCGGUGGUUGUCAUAUGAUUUUUUGAAGACCUCCUAUCAUAAAUGAAGUAAGCUUCUAAAGGUUAGUGGUUUUUAAAGGUGCUACGAACGGGGAGUGAUGACAUUUUCAAAAACUUAUAACUUUAAUCGGUUGCAUUCAAUUUGUUACCCAUUUGUGGAUAGGAAUUUCUAUGCAUGGGGUAAACUAAGAGUUUCUAAAGUAAAUAAUAAGUUAAGUUAAUUUAAAUAAUUUCAAAAGAGGUUUGCAUAUGGAUUUCGAGUAGUAGUAGUACACAUCCGGAUUUAGUUGAUAAAAAUAAAUAAAGGUAAGGGUAUAAGAGCUUCGGCUUAGCAAAACUAUAUUCCCUCUUGCUUAUCAAUAUGUUAGAUAUGAAAAUAGAACACACAGAAUUGCAAGGCCUAGAUAAUUACUUACAUGAUUAACAGUAAGCACCCGUUUGAUUUAUCAGUUAAUAAUGAUAGAUAAGUUUUCCAUUAAAUCAUUGGUUGUGGGCUUAAAAUUAAAAAAGUCCGAUAAAGAAUAAUGAAAAUGAAUUAGUUUUCAGAAGUGUGUUUGCCGAGUUCAAGUGAUAUUUUGAGUUUCAUUAUCUUCCAUUCAUCCGUCAAAAUGUCAAAUAGCUUCCCCACUAAGAAGUAUAAUUUGAAAUGAGAUAAUUGGUUUUAUUUAAAUAUGCAAAAAAUGAAACUCGUUGAUAAGCUGCCAUUUACGAGCUUUCCUCUCUUUUGCAAAGUAGCUAGUAUGCUAUUGUGGUUUUUGUAUGCUGGCUAUUCGGUGGUUAUUUUCAAUUAACAGUGUAAUUGAUACUUUAGGAACUCAGCGAGGGUUGCCACCAAACUCGUUUCGCAAAGGCAACUGUUAUGAAAACAAAUUUACGAAUCAAUCAAAACAUACGAGCAUCAAAACAUAUCAGGCUCAACUUGUUUUCCCAUCGAAAGGGAUGGACUGGAGUGGAAUGGGAUGGGAUACGAUGGGAUCUGAUAGGAUGGGAGGGCUUGAGAAAAACAUGGCAGCGGAUGAUUUCACCUCGGGGGCAACUACCCCGAACAUCGCUAACAAAAGCCACAACAAAUCAAAAACUAUCACAUUCAUAUUUGUAUUGAGGAUUUCAUUAUACACCGAAGAUCAGAUGCUCUUUGCUUAGAGCUUUAGAAAAUCAGUUUACGUAAUUAGCUAUAAUUUCAUAUGACAUACAUAUGUCAUCAUAUGGCACUGGAUUACAUUUUAGGAUCGGACUAAAUUAACCUGGGAAUUUAAUGGCAACCUAUAGCAUUGUCACUUAUACACUUACCAAACAUUUAAUUCAGUAUAUGAUAAGGGAUCCUUCUUUAAAAUUCCUAUUAUUUUAGUCAGGGUGUUCAGAUACAAUCAUUAAACUGAAUUCGAAUCACGGCGAACCUUUUACAAUUGAACCCGCGUACUUGUACUUCAUUGCCUUCGUGGGCCUAAUCUGGACCGGGGAGAGGGUAAUUUAGGUGGGCCAGCGGAUUUAUACCUGGCCGGCGAGAAAGGGAAACGCCUAUUAAGCGGCUCAUUGCUUCCGAAUGAGAAUGGAAUUGGGCCAGGCCAAUCUCUUCGUCCUGCCAGACAGGGAUGGCCAUACUAUCUGCUGGGAUGCAAAUGGCGGCGAUGGGAGGUCCUUGAAUAAAUAGCUCGUGGAUGCGCAGCCAGCUCAGCAGUAGCAACUCGACCAUCACAGCGAAAGGAUCGCGCCAGGAUGAGUGACUUCAGCAUUGAGUAUAUUUUGAACCGAGCCGGAGACAGAUACGUGGGCACCAAUGCCUCCUUGGGCGUCCUGCAGCGACUCCGUGCCAGCUUGCCUUUCCAUCCGUACGCCCACCCAGCAUCUUAUGCCUCGAAGGAGUCUGGAGGAUCUCCUCCAGCCUCGGCUGCGGAGGCUCAGAUACCCGUCUACGACUGGCUGCAGUACACCCGUUACCAUCCGCCCAAGUUGCCCAGAGCCCUCCGCCAAAGUGCGCCCGCGAAAAGGACUCCUGGUCGUCUGCCCCGCAUCCCAUUUACUCCGCAGCAGCUGCAGGCCCUGGAAAGUGCCUACAAGGAGUCCAACUACCUGAGCGCCGAGGACGCCAACAAACUAGCCGACUCCUUGGAGCUGACCAAUACGCGGAAGAUCUGGUUCCAGAAUCGAAGGGCUCGCGAGCGACGGGAGAAGCGCGAAAAGGACGAGAGCUGCGACUCCACCUUCUCAUCGAACGCCUCCAGUCCGGAACCGGAAAUGAUCGUUGUAACGUGAGCUGGAGCAUGAUAUCCACGAGGACUGUUUACUGUUACGAAUUUAGUGGCUUUCUGUAAAUACAAAUAAUAGACCUAAGUAGACCCAUAAGCAUAUACAUAGAACAAAUCUGACAAUAUAAAAUCUAUUAAUUUGAAA
This is a messenger RNA of Drosophila simulans, 2587 nucleotides long. Its product is annotated as homeobox protein MSH-C. The record is from RefSeq and is a predicted model, not a curated record. NCBI's taxonomy places the organism in Eukaryota, Metazoa, Arthropoda, Insecta, Diptera, Drosophilidae. Gene Ontology annotation, molecular function: DNA binding.